Messenger RNA from Tarenaya hassleriana, 2489 nucleotides. RefSeq names its product VIN3-like protein 2. The record is from RefSeq and is a predicted model, not a curated record. Gene Ontology annotation, biological process: vernalization response; epigenetic regulation of gene expression. The transcript is spliced from 6 exons. Lineage: Eukaryota; Viridiplantae; Streptophyta; Magnoliopsida; Brassicales; Cleomaceae. The coding region runs from base 207 to 2312 and encodes 701 amino acids. Gene Ontology annotation, molecular function: protein binding.
CUCUCUCUCUCUCUCCAUCUCUCUCUCACUCUCUCGCUCUCUCUCUGUUCUCCGGUCACUCUAUUCCCCGGAAUCUCUCUGUCAAGAGAGAGAACCGUGGGAUUCUCUCGUUGGUGGAAGAAUUUCUUAGAUUCCCUUGUUGGUGUUUGAAGAUUCUGGUGGCUGUGAUGGUAAUGUGGGUUUGAUUGGGUUUAUAGUUCUUUCAAAUGGAUUCUUCUCUCGAGGGAGCUGGAGCUGAUCCGUCGAAAUGCGGCAAAAUGAGCAUUGAUGAAAGGAGACAGCUUGUUUACGAACUGUCUAAACAGCCACGUCUAGCUUCUGAAGUGUUGCAGACAUGGAGCCGCCAGGAAAUUCUACAGAUCUUGUGUGCAGAGAUGGGAAAGGAGAGAAAAUACACAGGCCUGACUAAAGUGAAGAUCAUCGAGACCCUUUUGAAAAUUGUAUCUGAGAAAAAUUCCGGAGACGAUGAACGAGAGACAGAUUCUUCACCGGGCCAGAUAAACUCCAAGCGUCAGAGGAAGGCUGAUAACCCUUCUCGUGUUAUCGUUUCAACGAGCAAUGUAUCGGUGACUUGUAGUUCCCUUCAUACUGCAGGUGAGAAUGCUGUGUACUGCAAAAACUCCGCUUGUCGGGCUGUGUUGAGGCAGGAAGAUAAAUUUUGCAGAAGGUGUUCAUGUUGCAUCUGCCAUAAGUACGAUGACAACAAAGAUCCUAGUCUCUGGUUGACCUGCAGUUCAGACCCUCCGUUCUCUGAUGAUUCUUGUGGCUUGUCGUGCCAUCUUGAGUGCGCUUUCAAGAAUGAUAAGUCUGGUCUCGGGAAAGAUAAGCGAAAGGCUGCUCUUGAUGGAUGCUUCUACUGUGUUUCUUGCGGGAAAACAAACGGCUUGCUUGAAUGUUGGAAAAAGCAGUUGAUUAUCGCAAAGGAAACGAGAAGGGUAGACGUACUUUGUUACCGUCUUUUCUUGGGACAGAAGCUUCUAAAGGGCACGAAGAAGUACCAAAAGCUAUCUGAGAUUGUGGAGAAAGCAGUGAAGAAUCUUGAAGAUGAAGUGGGUACUUUGACUGGACAUCCGAUGAAGAUUGGCAGGGGAAUUGUCAACAGACUCCAUUCGGGACCGGAGGUGCAGAAACUAUGCUCUUCCGCCCUAGAAUUUAUCGAAAAGAUACCGUCAGAUGUUGGAUUACAUCCAUCACAGGGCUCCAAGACACAAGAUACAGCAAUCACAGGAUCAACCAAGAUUAGAUUUGAGGAAGUUCAUGCAACGGCACUCACGGUUGUUCUUGGUGCAAGCGAAUCUUCUUCCUCACCAGCCAACAUUGUUCAUUACAGUAUAUGGCAUCGGAAGGUCAUGGAAAAGGAGUACCCGACAAAGUCAACUUGCACGCUAUUUACACCAAACACGAGAUUUGUGGUCUCGGGAUUGGCUCCAUCCUCGGAGUAUUGUUUCAAAGUUGUAUGCUUUAGCGGCACCCGAGAGUUGAACACCGAUGAAAUCAACGUCUCUACUCCAACUUCUGAAGAAGAAGCUGUGAACUGCUCAUCUGUUGUUGAAAGAAGCGAAAGCCCGUUAACAAACUGCAGCAGUUUGUCUACUCCCUCUUCUGUGGAAGCCGAAUCUAACAAUGAUUACAUCUCUUACCGGAAGAAACCCGAGGACAAGAGCAUUGUUCCACUGAAUUUAUCAAACCAUGGGGAGGAUUCUCCUUCCACUGAGGAUAAUAACACUGUGAAAAGGCCGAGCUUGGAACCCGAUUCUGACAUUACACAGAUUGAGAGGAACAACUCCUCGGAAGAACAGUUGGAGCUGAAGGAAGUUGUUCCAGACACUCCUGUUCCUGUCUCGAGAGAUCUCGUCAGCAACCGAAACACGUCAGAAACCAGUUUGCCCAUCACUCCAUUCAGAUCAGACCAGAUCAAGAAUCGCCAGGGAAGAACCGGAAAAUCUAAAACAAGCGUUGAAAACGCGAGCACAUCCAAGCAGAAAGGGGAUGUGACCAAUGGCGAGCAUUCGGCGAACUGCGGUUCAGACAGCAGUUUCGAGCACUGUGUGAAGAUCAUGAGACAGCUCGAAUGCUCAGGACACAUCGAGAAGAGUUUCAGACGGAAGUUCCUGACGUGGUACAGUUUGAGGGCGAGGCCUCAGGAGAUUAGGGUCGUGAAGAUUUUCAUCGAUACAUUCGUGGAUGAUCCUUCUGCGUUGGCAGAGCAGCUGGUGGACACGUUUUCAGACUGCGUUUCGAGCAAGCGUUCUGCGUUUGGCGGUGCGUCCGCGGUCGUACCCUCUGGAUUCUGCAUGAAGCUGUGGCAUUAGACGACGACUGGACUGCUAUUCAAUUAUUGAAAACUGCCGCUUGUGUUCAAUCAUUUAAACAUUUAACGUAUCUCUCGGAAUUUUCAUUGUUGGAACAUUUCCAUGCAAGAAGAAUAGCAAGUAAUUGGUACGGCUCCUGUUCAUGAUGACGUGGAAUUUUCAGUAUUCAGAUUUUUA